Molecule: messenger RNA, 3622 nt
Organism: Erpetoichthys calabaricus (reedfish)
Lineage: Eukaryota; Metazoa; Chordata; Cladistia; Polypteriformes; Polypteridae
Product: cilia- and flagella-associated protein 70-like
Exons: 26
Coding region: 108-3329 (1073 amino acids)
Biological process (GO): cilium movement; cilium assembly
Cellular component (GO): extracellular exosome; motile cilium
Molecular function (GO): protein binding
Source: RefSeq, a predicted model, not a curated record
ACGACGCGCUUUGUAAACACGCGGAGCGAGCGCGAGCACGAGCGCCAGUCAGCGACGGACUCAGCAGAACCCCGAGCCCCGUGACGCCCCCGUCGUAUUCCGGGAGGAUGGAUACGUGUCUGACUGAAAUGCAGCGGGCCGCCAUCCCGGUGCAGGUGACGGUGCUGCGAGGCCGCCACUUGAGAGGGACAAAGGGCACCAGCCUUCUUUCCUACGCCCGAGUGGAGUUCAACGGCACGGUGAUCGGAGACUCACCCAAAGUGGACAGCUCGCCGGACGCCGGUGCCGAGUACAACUUCACCUGCAGCUUCGACUGCACAGACACCAGCAACACCACAGACGACCUGGCACACAAGCCUGUGAUCUUGACCCUCAUUGAAAUUUUACCGAAGGAGAAGAAGCAGAAGGACGAGAAGAUGGUGACACUGGGCCAGGCCGUUGUGGACCUGCUGCCCCUUUUACAAGGUCAAGUCUCCUUUACAACUGUCGUUACCAUCCAUCCAGUGCCCGGGACUGCAGCAGAUGGCAUCAUAUCAGAGGGAGACAGCAAGCCCCAGCUCGAGGUGUCCGUGUCUGUCCCACAGGCCCUGGUCCCCGAGGCACUGCUGGCCAACUCCAACCUCCUUAAGGUGGCCCUUCAUAGUUUGUACUCGGCACCUGAUGCCUGGAGCCUGACGGGCACUCAGUUUCAUUAUGGUGCUAGCAUGCUGAUGCCCUGCUCGGCCGAGAGGGACCAGCUGCUCUUCUUUGCCGGUGGAGUGCUGAAGCCUGGAGGAGAGCCGGAGCCGGUACCACGCCUGAAGAAGUGGCCGACGGGAUCAGUUUUGAUGCCAGGGUCCCACUUCAUCUUGGAGUCUGACACGGAGGCUGAAGCAGCUGAAGAACUUGGAGACCUGACGUCCCCUGAGGACCGAGUGUUCCGUGCCGAGGCAGAAAGCACCAGGAAGAGGGUGAGCUGGGACACCGAGAGGCGCUGCUUUAUGGACUCGGGGGCUGUCGGCCGGCUGUUGAACCAAAUCGUGGAGUGCAGAUACUGGCCACUGGAAAUCAUGAGGAUGCCCACUCCGAAUGCAGCAAAGGCCGGAAAGGCUGGCAAAGACAAGGCGGAGGACGAGGGGCAGAUAUCCUUCCAUGGCAUGGUCUUUGUGGACAUGGCAGCCCUUCUGUACCCGGGGGUGAAGAGCAUCCGAGGGGCCUACAGGAUCUUCCCGUUUAAUGAGGCUGACUUAUACGCCAAGACCAAGCGGCGCAGCAGCAACCUGAAGGACCACCAGAAGCAGAACUGGCAGACUGGACGAGGACGAGAGCCAUCGGCCGCUGGCACGCCAACCCACAAGGCAAAGAACCUGAAGGAGGACAAGGGCAUCGUGAAGAGGGGCUCAAUACAAUCAGCGAGUCACAAGCCAGAUGGCCUGCAGGAGGCGGAUGGCAGUGUGCCCUUGAACCCGGAAGGACAGAUGUACAUGGAUGCAAAGAGCUACGUGGUGCUGGAGGUCACUCUGGACAAGGCACUUGUGCCCAAGAGGCCGGCGGAGGAGCUCGCCAGAAGAGUUAAAGAGCUCAUCCCAGCAAGGCCUCCCCUUCCACUGCGGACAGCUGGCGCACAAAAGGCUGUCGGCGACUAUCACCGGGAGAUUGUGCGGGUGGCGGAUUUGGUAAUGAAGGAGUACCAGGAGCUGUUUGGGUCGGCGGUGGCACGAGGGGACCUUGCUCUUGACCCCAGUGCCCAGGAGGAGCGCAAGAGGAAACUGCUGGGGGAGCUUAACUACUCCGGGAAGUACUUCACGUUCAAGGAGCAGCUGAAGCACUCCGUGGUGCGCGUCGUGCGGGAGAAGCUGCUGCAGACGUCCACCUUCUCCGACCAGGCCCAGCUGCAGGCCUUCCUCAGCCAGCUUUACACCUUCUUGGUGGACCAGAUGCACGUCUCACUCAACCAGACCCUUCAGGUGAACGUCCCGAACGGGGAGGCGCGCGCCCUGAAGGACUGCAGCCAGCUCAGACACUUUGCCAGAGAGGCGGAGAUCAACGCGGACUAUGACUUGGCAUCCAUGUACUACCAGGAGAGAAUUGCCUUGGACCGCAGUGACCCGUCACAUUGGUUCGACUAUGGCUCCUUCUGCCUCCUCAUCUCAGAUGUCACCAAGGCUGAAGAGUGCUUCCAACAUGCGCUGGCCAUUGACCAGAAACACGUGCCCAGCCUGUUGCUUUGUGGGGUCAUGGCAGAGAUGGCAGGGCGCUUUGAAGAUGCCCACACUUUCUUUGAGAAUGCCACUUGUGUGGAUGCCACCGGAACACUGGCCUGGACCAUAUUAGGGCUCUUUUACGAGGCUCAAGGCAACCCAAUUCAGGCAGAAAUGGCUUUCCUGGAGGCAAAUAAGCAGCUGAAGGGAAAGUCGGGAGAUGCAAGGGCACCAUCGGGCAGGGCAUUGCCAACCGAGCCGGAAGCCACUGAAGAAAACCCGAUCAUAGCAGAGACGCCAGUGCCCAAUGGGCUGGAGGUGCAAGCCGCGCCAGCAGACAUGCAGGACAAUGAGCCACACCAAAAGGUCGACGCCGUGCCCACGGAGGACACCCAGCUGUCGGAGGACAUGAAUGCGGUGGUGGCCGCAGGGGACCAGAACUGUGAGGGCCGUGGCACCACCAUCUUCAUGGAGGCUGCACACUUCCUGCUGCAGGUCAAUGCCCUGCAGUUUGCCCAGCGAGCCCUGGCACAGGAACUGCUCUUUCCAGACGGCGGACCGAGCUGCCUGUACCACGUGACCCUUGCCCGUCUGCAGCUCCACAUUCGAGAGUUUGCCAAAGCAAAGAACAGCCUGCAGGAGGCGCUGCGUGCCAGCCAUGAGAACCCUGAUGCAUGGGCCCUCAAUGGGCACCUGCAGUACCUGAAUGGCAGUUUCAGUGAUGCCAGGCAGUGCUACGAGCGAACGCUGGACUUGGUGGCAGACACCUCGGAGCUUCACGCCGUUUCUCUUCAUCUCGGCUCAAUCUACCUGAUGGAGAAGCAGUACCACCAGGCCAAGCAGACGUACCUGAGGGCCUGCAAGAGGUCGCCCACCUGCCUCACCUGGCUCGGCCUUGGCAUUUCCUGCUACCGGCUCCAGGAGUUGAGCGAGGCAGAGGAUGCCCUCUCCGAGGCCAACAUCCUCAACAACAGGAACCCGGAGGUGUGGGGCUACCUGAGCCUCGUGUGCCUGCAGACUAACAGGAGGAUGGAAGCGGAGCAGGCCUUCAAGUUUGCCAUCAAGUUAAAUCUUCAGAAUGAAGACCUUCUUCGGGAAAUCCGCCAGUUGCAGCGCCAGGUGGGCUUCGGUAACCCAGCAUUUGAGUGAGGACCCAGAGAGGACAAGCAGGCAGGCUGGCGGGCCGAGGCACUGACCGCUCUGUGCAUGUAAACUGCGGACAAGCAGACCACCGUUAGAAGACCGCUGGCCACCACCAAGACGUCCAGGUGAUCUCGUCGCACCAAAAUCCCCAACUCGAGCUUCCUGGUGGCCGCAGAUUGGACUUUGACAGUCAGAGAAGCCCCCAAAGAAUGGCGUUACUGUGGAGCUGCAAGUGGCCCAGUGGUGGUCUGGUCAUGGCAGCACCUUGCGCUCUCCUAAAUAAAGCGCCUUUCCACUGG